Boleophthalmus pectinirostris (great blue-spotted mudskipper) is the source of this 1770-nucleotide messenger RNA. It is a transcript of the gene cep57, whose product is annotated as centrosomal protein 57. Lineage: Eukaryota; Metazoa; Chordata; Actinopteri; Gobiiformes; Gobiidae. Bases 202 to 1623 code for a protein of 473 amino acids. The transcript has 11 exons. Gene Ontology annotation, molecular function: gamma-tubulin binding; identical protein binding; microtubule binding. The record is from RefSeq and is a predicted model, not a curated record. Gene Ontology annotation, cellular component: centrosome.
ACAAACUAACCCAAGUGCAACCUUAGAAGGAGAGGUUUAGCUACUUGUUAGUUUUGUUGAGUGCUGUAGAAUUGAUCUAUGUUGCAAAGUAGUCGCGUUGUACAAAAAAGCAGCAACUAAAAAUGCAAAGAUUUGAUAAUUGAACUUUCUUUAACCAAAUUAUUUUUUGAGUAUUUCAUACGCUAAAUCUAAAGCAGUGCUAUGGAUCCUUCAGCAGCAACAGCUUCAGCUGAUGCUUUGCGAGAAAGGGAUCUACGCCUACAACCACAAAUUGCACCCAGUGGUUUAGUGUGUGAUAAUCUGUCACUGCCUUCUUACAAGGAAUAUCCGGCUCAGCGUCCAUUCAUCACCACACUGGUCCAGUCUCCCACAGCACAGACAUAUAGGGCUUCAUCACCCUGUAAAGCAUUUCCAGAGACCAACAGUGCAGCAAUUCUAUCUGCCCUACGCAAUCUCCAAGAGAAGAUCCGAAAGUUGGAAAAGGAGAAAGGAUACAUCUCUUUGCACGAAACAGGGAAACAUGUGAUUAACACCUCUACACAAGGUGACAUAGAUGUCAACAAGGCAAACUGCAACCAGGUGUUAAUCAACCAUCUGGCAUCUGCUGAGUCUCGUUGUGUAAAACUGGAAAAACAACUUGAUCAAACAAGAAAGAUGUUGCGCUCUGCCACAACAGACAAAUCAAACAUAUUCAAUCAGGCGAAGGAGACAUCCAGGUCAGCUGAUCAGCCUACUGAGAGCCCCUCUGUCCUUACUCGUUUAGAGAAACUUGACCAUUUAGAGCAGGAAUACCUAAGGCUGACACACACACAAAAUAAGGCUGAGAGAAAGAUCCAUGAGCUAGAACUAAAAUUGCAAGAGGAGGAGCAUCAGAGAAAGCUGGUUGAAAACAAGGCCAGUCUGCUGCAGGUAGGUUUGGAGACAAACAGAAUUUUGUUGCGGUCUGUGUCUUCUCAUCGAAAGUUCAGAGACAAACAAUCAAAAGUGAAGAAAACUUCACUGCAGCAGUCUCCUACAGAGCCACAUUAUAAGUUCAGACUCAGAGAUGUACCAUUUGUUGCUGGAACGUCAGUGAGCAAUAGCCACUCCGUCCGCGCAAAUGUCCAAUCGGUUUUAUCUCUCCUGAAGUGUCACCAGCCUCAUCUCUGCAACUGUCGUGUCCUAUCAAACAAACCUUAUGGCUUAGGCACAAGUAACCAAAGCUUUUCCAGUUCCUCCUCUUCAUCCCUGUCAAAUGAGGAUGAACUAUCUGAACUGCUGCAUACAUUACAGGAGGAGCUUCGACUCAUGAGCUUAGAGCAGGAUGAACUACUGAGGAAAGUGGAGAGGAGUGUUUCUGAGCAAGAAAAAAGAGACCUUCAGUGGGAACAGGAGAAACUACUUCUCAAAAUGGAGAGCAAAGGAGAACAAAUCAAUAAGCUUUACAAGCAUAAAUCCCAAGUAAAUCAUUUGUUGAAAGAAUCGAAUGAUGGUCGAGUAAAAAAGCAUGUGGAAGCAACCAUAAAGUUUUCUAGCAAAGGUAAUUCGAAUGAAGCAGUCAAACUCAGACCAGGAGAGAGGAGCAGGAGAAACCUGCGGCUGCUGAAGGACAUGAGAGCUCUACAAAUGUCUCUGCAGACAUGAACAUGCCUCAUAUACACUACACUAUUGUGACUUUAUGUAUUGGUGCUGCCUAUUAUUUAAUUAACUUAAACUGUCAUUGCAUUGCUUUAUUUUUGCCAGAUACAUUUUAUUGAAAUUUUUCUACAAACAAGUAAAUAUUUACAUAAA